Molecule: messenger RNA, 2911 nt
Organism: Podarcis muralis (Common wall lizard)
Lineage: Eukaryota; Metazoa; Chordata; Lepidosauria; Squamata; Lacertidae
Source: RefSeq, a predicted model, not a curated record
CGGGCAGGCGCCUUCUGCAUAACCCUGUCUCGAUGUCCCCAUGGUGCGUCUGGAAGGGCGCGCGCGUGCGUUCCUCGCCUAUGUGGGGCUGCCCAUGACCUACAGCUGAUGCCGGCAUCAUUUCACAGAUAUCAAUGGAAAAGAGACAUCGUAUUAAGUUUCGUUGGGACCGAUUCUUGUCUCAGAUCCGUUGGCUGAUACAGGGGAAACUGGCAACACAUUUCCAAAUCAUGUGAGGGCCUUAGUUUAUGUGCCAGUCACAUAUUUGAUUACGAAAUGCACUGUAGCCCAUAUUUCAAAGGUCACAGUCCUCCUAUUGAAAGCAUCUUGAAAACCAUGGUUUAUAGUCCAGAAUAUCCACAACAUGGAAGCUUUCAAGAUCUGGUCUGUUCUAGCUGUACUUUGCAGUUUUUGCCGUAAAGGUACACCAUGUGGCUUGUCAACACAUAUUGAAAUAGCUCACAGAGCUCUGGAAUUUUUCAGCAGCCCAGAAGGAAAUGUUAACUAUCGCAAGUUGAUACUAACACACCAAGAUGCCUAUCAGGCUGGAAGCCUGUAUCCUGAUGCCUUUUAUUCUGGUAUCUGCAGGAAUGGGCUGUUCCGUCAAGUAUCUGAAGACACUCACUGGGCACCUUUUCUCAGUACCAGUGUCCAUUACAUCAGAAAGAACUAUCCUCAGCCCUGGGGAGAGGCCACAGAGAAACUGGUGGCUUUCCUCUUUGGAAUCGCUUCUCAUAUGGUGGCAGACGUGAGUUGGCAUAGCUUGGGGAUUGAACAAGGAUUUUUACAUGCCAUGGCAGCUAUUGAUUUUUAUGGCUCAUAUUCAGAUGCUCACGCUGCUGGUGAUUUUGGAGGAGACGUGCUGAGCCAGUUUGAGCUUGAUUUUAGUUAUUUGGAACCAAGCUGGUAUGUGCCAGUCAAAGAUUUACUGUCAAUCUACCAGGAACUUUAUGGGCUGAAAGUAAUAACUGAAGACACAAUUGUUGACUGCACGUAUCUGCAGUUUCUUGAAGUGUUUGGCGAAAUGAUCACUGUCGCCAAGCUUUACCCCAUUUAUGCCAGGAAGUCCUCAUUUUUGGUGAACAAAUUCCAUGAAUAUUUUCUCGGUGGUGUGGAUGAUAUGGCAUUCUCAUCAAAUAACAUUUUUGAGCAAACAAGUCAAAUGUUAGAGAAUGGAACAAGUGGCUGCUUUAUUCCUGAGAAUCCUUUGUAUAUACGCUGUAAAGAUGAACAAACAAAUGCUGUCAUCAGAAUCAAACAGUCCAGAACUGAACACUACAGACAAACGACUUCUUCAAUGGCCAAAUCAGUUGAAAAAAAUAUCAGCUACACAGAGCGAGGAGUUUAUUUUGAAGUGCCACCUUGGACAGCAAAUUAUCUUCAGUUGAGCAAUAGUGCCACUGCAAAAGGUUUGAGGAGAGUGUUGUCAGUGACGACACAAGGGUCACCGAAGCAUGUCACCAAACCCAGUGCUUCAUAUUUUCUGAAAACUCCAUAUGCUAGACUUGGGUGGGCGUUGAUUUCUGCUGACCUAAACCAGGAUGGCUACGAUGACCUGGUAGCAGGAGCGCCAGGAUACAGCCGGCUGGGACACAUUCAGAUAGGCCGUGUAUAUAUUGUUUAUGGUAACGAAUCAGGUUUGCCUCAUGCAAACUUGGACCUAGACCAGGAAGCAGAUUGCAUUCUGGAGGGGAAUAAGCCUUCAGCAAGGUUUGGUUCUGCAGUAGCAGUUCUAGAUUUCAACAAAGAUGGUGUGUUGGAUCUAGCAGUGGGAGCCCCGUCUGUAGGAUCACAGGAACUCAGUUACAGGGGCUCUGUAUAUGUAUUUUUUGGCAAUAGAGGACAAGGUUUCCACAGCCUACCAAAUGUCACCAUAGCUUGUCAAGAAAUAUACUGUAACCUUGGCUGGUCACUGCUGGCAGCUGACCUUGAUGGCGAUGGAAACAAGGAUCUCGUGGUUGGUUCUCCUUACGCAUCUGGUGGUGGGAAACAAAGAGGAUUUGUGGCUUCGUUUUAUUCGUUUCUCAAUAGAAGCAGCCAAGACCAGCUGUUCCUAACAGAUGCUGACUGGAUAGUAAAAGGAGAAAAGGAUUAUGCGUGGUUUGGAUCAUCACUCAGCAGUGUCCAACUUCAAAAUACAACCUUGCUGCUUAUUGGCAGUCCUUCUUGGAAAAGCUGUAAAAGUAGUCUAAGCUGCUAUGUCUUACGAGAUACCAAGAUGACUGUUGGAAAGGUAUACGGCUAUAUCCCACCAAGCACGCAGAGCUGGUUUACCUUAACCGGAGACAAGGAAAUGGGGAGACUUGGUUCAUCCUUGGCCACCGGCUUCCUUUCUGUAGAAGGAAUCCCUAGGCAAGUGUUGGUAGUUGGUGCACCAUCACAAGACAGCACAUCUAGGAUUGCAUUUAUAAGCUCAGUGCUACACCAAGCAGGAACUGCUUUGAUCUAUGAUUUGAGGGACCCUGUCAAGCCAUUUCUGCUGAGCACUUUCAGCGGGGACAGGAGAUUUUCACGCUUCGGAGGAGAUGUGCACCUACGUGACCUAAACAAUGAUGGACUUGAUGAGAUCAUUGUGACCUCACCUCUUCGAGCAAAAGACAUCUUAUCUGGGCUGUUUGGAGGAGAGGCUGCGCGUGUUUACAUAUUUAGUGGAAACCAGACCACCUCUGGACAUGUGACAGACAACUGCAAAUCAUGGACUUCACCUUGUCCUGAAGACUGGGCGCAGUAUGUCAUCAUUUCUCCUGAGGAAAAAUCAAGAUUUGGGAGUGCUGUGAUCACAGUGAAAUCUGGAGAAAAGACUGAAGUUGUAGUAGCAGGUGAGAGAAGCUCCCUAGAAGCUCGGCUAAGCGGCAGACUUUUUCUCUACACCUUUUAAUUGCCAUGCUUCCCCACCAAGCCUCUUUUCAGC